GUGGAGGAGGCGGCGCUAGGACCGCGGCUCCGUCGGUGCGCAGAUCCAGGGACGCACCAGCCCCGCAGAUCCCGCAGAUCCCCGGCAGAGCCGCAGAUCGCAGACCGGGCUCCGCGGGCACCGAGUCUCUCUGCGGCGCCACGCAUCACCGGCGGCGGGGGAGGGAGGGACGCAGCGCCCUGAGCCGCGCACCGAGCCGCGCACCGAGCCGCGCCUCCUCCGUAUGGCCGCAGCAUGCGCAGGAUACGGGCCAACGCCAUCGCCAUCCUCACCGUGGCCUGGAUCCUGGGCACCUUCUACUACCUGUGGCAGGACAACAACAAGCCCGGACCUGGGGGGUCCGGGGGGCCCGGGGGGGCCGCCGGGGCCGCCGGGGCCGCGGGGGCCGCGCCGGCAGCAUCAUCCGACCGACACCGGGGGGGCGGCGGCCGCACGGAGCUGCGCCGGGAUGACAGGACCAUCCCGCUGAUCGUGACGCCGCCGCCCCGCGCCGAGCCACAGGCGCAGCUAUUGGGCGGCUUCGAUGACAAGGCCUUCCUGGCCGCCAAGCAGCUGCGGCCCGGCGACGACCCGUACCGGGAGCACGCCUUCAACCUGCAGGAGAGCGACCGGCUGGGCGGCGAGCGGGCCAUCCGGGACACCCGGCACUACAGGUGUGCAGCGCUGAGCUACGACCAGGACCUGCCGUCCACCAGCAUCAUCAUCACCUUCCACAACGAGGCCAGAUCCACGCUGCUCCGCACCAUCAAGAGUGUCCUGAUGAGAAGUCCUUCAUCGCUCAUUCAGGAGAUUAUCCUGAUCGACGACUUCAGCUCCGACCCUGACGACUGCCAGCUUCUCUCUCAGAUCCCCAAAGUCCGCUGCCUGAGGAACAACAGGAGGGAGGGUCUGAUCCGGUCCCGGGUCCGCGGCGCCACAGCGGCCGCCGCCUCCGUCCUCACCUUCCUGGACAGUCACUGCGAGGUCAACGCCGACUGGCUGCAGCCCAUGAUCCAGCGGGUCAAGGAGGAUCACACCCGGGUCGUCAGUCCGAUCAUCGACGUCAUCAGCCUGGACAACUUUGCGUAUUUGGCUGCAUCAGCUGACCUGAGAGGAGGGUUCGACUGGAGUCUCCACUUCAAGUGGGAGCAGAUUCCCAUCGAGCAGAAGAUGGCGAGGAGCGACCCCACGCAGCCAAUCAGGACGCCCGUCAUCGCCGGCGGGAUCUUCGUGAUGGACAAGAGCUGGUUCAACCACCUGGGCCAGUACGACACUCACAUGGACAUCUGGGGAGGAGAGAACUUUGAACUGUCGUUCCGGGUGUGGAUGUGCGGCGGGAGUCUGGAGAUCCUGCCCUGCAGCCGCGUGGGCCACGUGUUCAGGAAGCGCCACCCGUACGAUUUCCCAGAGGGCAACGCUCUCACCUACAUCAAGAACACCCGGCGGGCGGCGGAGGUGUGGAUGGACGAGUACAAGCAGUACUACUACUCGGCUCGGCCCUCGGCGCAGGGCAAGGCCUUCGGCAGCAUCACGGAGCGUCUGUCUCUGCGGCGGAAGCUGAGCUGCAAACCAUUCCGCUGGUACAUGGAGAACGUUUACCCGGAGCUCAGGGUCCCGGAGCAGGACGCCGUGUCCAGCAUCCUGAAGCAGGGCGGGUUCUGCCUGGAGUCCCGCGGUGCCGACCUGCUGGGCCUGGGGGAGUGCAGGGUCGCCGGGGGCAACCGGCCGGGCUCGCAGAGGUGGGAGCUGGUGGAGCCGCUGAUCCGGCAGCAGGAUCUCUGCCUGGCCAUCUCCGCCUUCACCGCCGGGUCAAAGGUCAAGAUGGAGCCCUGCAACUCCAAGGAGCCGCGGCAGAAGUGGAAGCCGAAGGGCUCGGCGCUGCAGCACAUGGUGAGCGGGCUCUGCCUGGACUCCCAGAGCCCGCCGGGCCCGGCCGGCGUCACGCAGUGCCGCCCGGGGGUGGCGGGGCAGUCCUGGGAGCCGAUGGUCAUCACCUGAGCCCCGCCCCCCUGAGGCCCCGCCCCCCCUGAGGCCCCGCCCCUCGGGCCCGGGGGUGGCGGGGCAGUCCUGGGAGCCCAUGGUCAUCACCUGAGCCCCGCCCCCCCUGAGGCCCCGCCCCCUGGCCCUGGUCACGCCCCCUGAGGGCUUGGGGGCGGGGCCUGGACCGGAGCGCCGGCCAAGGAUGAACGGAGAGGAAACUUUGUGAUGUCACUUCCGGCUGC
Cololabis saira (Pacific saury) is the source of this 2201-nucleotide messenger RNA. RefSeq names its product UDP-N-acetyl-alpha-D-galactosamine:polypeptide N-acetylgalactosaminyltransferase 16 (gene galnt16). The transcript has 15 exons. Lineage: Eukaryota; Metazoa; Chordata; Actinopteri; Beloniformes; Belonidae. The record is from RefSeq and is a predicted model, not a curated record. The coding region runs from base 235 to 1977 and encodes 580 amino acids. Gene Ontology annotation, cellular component: Golgi apparatus.